Molecule: messenger RNA, 2760 nt
Organism: Naegleria lovaniensis
Lineage: Eukaryota; Heterolobosea; Eutetramitea; Acrasida; Naegleriidae
Exons: 1
Coding region: 1-2760 (919 amino acids)
Cellular component (GO): cytoplasm; membrane; microtubule
Molecular function (GO): GTP binding; microtubule binding; GTPase activity
Source: RefSeq, a predicted model, not a curated record
AUGAAGAGAAAAGAAGCUCCAAACGGCAAUCACUCCGAAACCAAGAAGGUCAAGCAGCAACAAGCCUAUUACGAUGAUGAUCUUUCGUUUUCACCACCACCAGUCUCAUCGGGUGAUCAUCAAUUAAAUAUUUCAUCAACAUUUGAUGAUAUGACAUCAGGCUCAUUAUCCCAGACGAUGGAUGAUGCUAUGUUGGACGACCAUCAUGAAGAGAGUACUGCUAGUCAAACCACUAAUCAAGCUCAGCCUCAUCUCGGAGGUUCAUUCGGAACGGAAUUGAGUUCUCAAGAAUUCGAAAAUAUUCCAUCAUCACCACCUCCAAAAUCUGCUUCUUCACCAUCAAAAACUCCAUCUUCUACAGACAAAAAGGCUAACCCACCAUCAACACAAAAGAAGAAGGUUGCAGCUGCCAUUGACAAACAACAAUUAUCGGAAAAAGUUGAAAAGGAGCGUCAACUUUUAUUUUCUCAGCUGCAAGGAAAUUCGAAGGACAAUAAGCAACUCUAUGAAGCCUUCAAUAAUCUUCAAACUGUCGUAAACGAACACAAAAUGAAAUUUGAAGCACCUGAACUUGUAGUAGUGGGUAUGCAAUCCGAUGGAAAGAGUUCGUUUGUUGAAGCACUACUAGGAUUCCAAUUUAAUACUGUUGAUACACAAAUUGGAACAAGAAGACCACUAAUUUUACAAAUGACUAACGAUCCAACUGCAGAAAAACCUAUUUGUAACUUUUUCAAAGAAGCUACACCAUCAGAGAUUGAAGAAGAACCAACACCAGUUCCUGAACUUGAGAAAGAAAUUAGGAAAAGAACUGAAGAUCUUUGUGGUAAAUCUAAUGUUAACUCUAGACCAAUUGUACUUCGUGUUAGAUACAAGUAUUGCGCAAAUUUAACAAUUUUUGAUACUCCAGGUUUUAGAAAAGGUGAACAAGAUCCUCUAGCAGAAAGAAUUCAUAAGAUUGUAAUGAAUACUAUCAAACCUCAAAAUAGAAUUAUUAUUGCACUUGAACAAUCAACAGUUGAGUGGUGCAAUACUCAAGUCAGACCACUAAUUAAGCAAGUAGAUCCAAAUUAUGAAAGAACUAUAUUUGUUGUUACAAAAUUCAAUAAUCGAAAUAACCAGUUUAGAGAUGCAAAGGAAGCAAACGAUUAUCUUGCAACAGAUGGGCACAUUCCAGAUCUUUCUAAGGUCUUCUAUAUCUCAUUACCUUCUGGACAUGGUACUCGCAACCUAGCUGAGGAAGAGUUCAAGAAUGAAAUCAUUAAUACCUAUCUUAAGGAUUACAAAAAACUUGCUAAGGUUGGAUUUGAUGAACAAAAGUUCAAGCCACAGAUUGGAUUUUUUAACUUGAAGAGACAUCUCGAAAGAAUGUUAAAUGAAAAAUAUGUAGAAAAUAUCUCUCCAGUUCUGAACAAUAUUGAAACUUCUUUAUCGAAGAGAAAACGAUCACUAGAUUCUGCUAUGAAUGAAUUAUCAGAAAUUGAGAAGGAGAAUAUUGAAGCACAAGUAACACACAUGAUUGGCGCUUUUAUGACAAACUUUGUAAAAGCCCUGAAUGGUACAAAUCAAUUUGACACCCUAAAGAAUGGUCUAACCCUAGAAGAAGAAAGAGUCCAAUCUGGUCAAGAAUGGCCUGGGUUUUCACAACAGCUUCAAGAGAAACUUCCGAUUAGAAAUAGAAAUUUUAAACUUUAUGGAGGUGCUCAACUUGAAAGAUUGUUAUCUGAAUUUGAGGUGGUCUCUCUUGCUCAAGAAUUCCCUCAAACAUCGAACGAUGAAGUUGCUGUCUCUAUUGGUGUUAAUCCAAUGCACACAUCUCCAGAUUAUAUUAGAGGAGUUACUGAUUUAGCUCAAAAGAAGUGUAGAGCUGUAUUCAAACCAUUAAUUGAUUGUCUAUUAAUUAGAAGCAAGUUUGUUAUGAAACAAUUAUUCAAAUUAAUCAUUCGUCACAUGCUCCAGAAUAAUUCUCUAUCUCAAAGAUAUAAGGCUUUCUCAAAUGAGCUUUACAAAGCUUGUGAAGAAUUUAUUGAAUCAAUCAUCAAAGAUGUAAGGAAUAAGACUUCAGAUGAAUUUGAAACAUUUGUAAAGAUCAUGGAUUGGGAUUUAAUUUCAGCACAACCACCAAAGAAAGGGCCUGAAUAUGACUUGUUGCAUCCAAAAGAAGAGGACACUGUUGAACGUGUCAAAGUAGCACUCGAGGAAUCCAAUGAUUCUCUUUAUGUAGUGUUCGAUCAGCUUAAGGGAAGAGAACUAACUGAAGAAAAGUGUGAGAAAAUUAAGAGAGCUGCUGCACAACUGUUUGCAGGUGUUAGAGCAAUGUUUGUCAAGUACAUUCGAGCCAAGUUUAAUGCAUUCUUUUUAGAUCCAAUUUUCACCAAUAUGGAUAAUAAUAUUAGAGUUCAUUUCUCAAAUAUGGGAUCUGACAAGCUAAGAGAUUUAAUGGGACAUAGAGCUUCAUAUCUUAGACAACACAUACCACCUCUUCAAGAUCAGGUCAAUAAGCUUACCCAACACAAGCAAAUGUUUGAAGCACUUGCUGAGCAAUUCCAGGCUCAUUCUGUAUCAUCCCCACCCUUGCAAACUGAAAAUUCCAACAAGGGAAGUAGCAGCGCCUCUCACUCUAGCAAGAGUUCUGUUUCUAAAACUCCAUCACGAGAUUCAUCGCGUGAAGUGUUUGCAACACCAAAGAAGAACCAAUCUCAUUCAAGUGAAAAGAGCAAUGGUACAACUCCUCAUUCAAGCAGCAGAUCUUCGUCCAAAUAA